UCCUGUCCCGGCAGGCUGUGCGCGGUGUGGCUGGGGGCUCUGUCGGUAAGAUGGCGGCCGUGAGUCUGAGGCUCGGAGACCUGGUGUGGGGGAAGUUGGGACGGUAUCCUCCAUGGCCAGGAAAGAUUGUGAAUCCACCUAAAGAUCUGAAGAAACCUCGUGGGAAAAAGUGCUUCUUUGUGAAGUUUUUUGGAACAGAAGAUCAUGCUUGGAUCAAAGUGGAGCAGCUGAAGCCUUAUCACCCUCACAAAGAGGAAAUGAUAAAGAUUAAUAAGGGUAAGCGCUUCCAGCAAGCUGUGGAUGCUGUAGAGGAGUUUCUUAGAAAAAACAAAGGCAAGGACCAGGCGUCUUCCCAUAACUCCAGCGAAGAGAAGAACCGUCGUAACUCCAGCGAAGAGAGGGGCAAGCAGUCUGCUGGAGAAGAGAAACGCAAGGCCAGUUUGUCUGAAGGGAAGUUGAAGAAGGGCACAGGGGAAGGCAAAAAGAGGGGCUCUUCUGUCUCAUCAGAGAGAGGAUCAAAGUCGCCUUUGAAAAGAACCCAGGAUCAGAGCCCCCGAAAGCGGGGGCGUCCGCCCAAGGAUGAGAAGGACCUCACAAUUCCAGAGUCAAGUACAGUGAAGAGGGUGAUGACUGGAACAGUGGCUGGAUUUAAAUGGCCACCAAGCGUCAGUGAGCCUGUGAAGGACAGCGAUCCACAUUUUCAUCACUUCCUGCUGAGCCAGACAGAGAAGCCAACUGUCUGCUAUCAAGCCAUCACAAAGAAGCUGAAAGUUUGUGAAGAGGAAACAGGAUCCACCUCCAUCCAGGCAGCAGACAGCACAGCAGUCAAUGGCAGUAUCACACCUACAGACAAAAAGAUAGGAUUUCUUGGACUUGGCUUGAUGGGAAGUGGCAUUGUCUCCAACUUACUAAAGAUGGGUCACACUGUCACCGUCUGGAACCGGACUGCUGAGAAGUGUGAUUUGUUCAUCCAGGAGGGGGCAAGGCUGGGAAGAACCCCCGCUGAAGUUGUCUCCACCUGUGACAUCACCUUUGCCUGUGUAUCAGAUCCAAAAGCAGCGAAGGAUCUGGUGCUGGGUCCGAGCGGGGUGUUGCAAGGGAUUCGCCCAGGGAAGUGCUACGUGGACAUGUCCACUGUGGAUGCAGAUACAGUGACAGAGCUGGCCCAGGUGAUAGUGUCGAGGGGCGGUCGCUUUUUGGAAGCCCCAGUCUCAGGAAACCAGCAGCUGUCCAACGACGGGAUGCUUGUGAUCCUAGCGGCUGGCGACAGGGGGCUCUAUGAGGACUGCAGUAGCUGUUUCCAGGCGAUGGGGAAAACCUCUUUUUUUCUAGGUGAAGUAGGCAAUGCUGCCAAGAUGAUGCUGAUUGUGAACAUGGUCCAAGGCAGCUUCAUGGCAACGAUAGCAGAAGGACUGACUUUGGCUCAAGUGACUGGCCAGUCCCAACAGACCCUUCUGGAUAUCCUCAAUCAGGGACAACUUGCCAGCAUCUUCCUGGACCAGAAGUGCCAAAAUAUCUUGCAAGGAAACUUUAAACCUGAUUUCUACCUGAAAUACAUACAGAAGGAUCUUAGAUUAGCUAUUGCACUGGGCGAUUCUGUCAACCACCCGACUCCCAUGGCAGCUGCUGCCAACGAGGUCUAUAAAAGAGCAAAAGCAUUGGACCAAUCAGACAACGACAUGUCUGCAGUGUACAGGGCCUACAUCCACUAGGCUGCACAGUUCUUACUGUUAAUACUAUGAUUAUUGAUUAAUAUUAUUAUGAUACUGGGUUUUAACUCUGGACCAGUCCAUCUCUGUCUCUCCAUUUCCUUUUAUAAACAGACUUUGAGAUCUGCCACGGAGGCAGCUGCUGUGGUGAGCCUUCCCCUCUGUGGUGGCAGAAGGUGGGGAGGAGGGGGCUCGGAUUGCUGCAGUCUAAUUAGGAAAAUCCAUGCCAUGCACUGACAGUCAUGGAACAGAACAGUGGCGGUUUGUUCAGAAGCUCUGAGGCAACUCUGCCAGAAAUCUGCUGCUUGGCUGCUUUUAUUUUCCUCUUUGUAUGCUUGUCCAAGAUGCUGUUUCUAAUGAUCCCUUUUCUCCUUUGCUGUGAAAUAAUGCGUGUGUUGGACCCUCUGCAUUAAGGAGGCAGGUGACAUACAUCCCAUCUACCUGUGAAUAUCAUUAAAGUCCUUGGUCCCAAGUAAGGUGAGGAGCAUUCCUGUUAAUCAGCCACUGUUAGAGAACAAAGCACCUCCCAUGGAGGAGAAUGGCAGUUCCAGAAGGUAACGGGGUUGUAUGCAACACUGUCUUGAUUGUGUUUCUUUUUAAACUUCCACUUUCCCAGCACCUUGCUAGAGGAGUUCCUUGUACUGUUAAGAAGAACAGAUUGCAUCCAUGUCUUCCCCUGUACAGACAGCUAUAGCUUAGGACACACAAACAUACUGAAAAUCAGAGAAUGCCAGUGUAAAUGAGCCUCCUAAAAGGCUUAGUCACAUCUGCCCAUCCCACACACAGCACUGGAGGUCGACUUGUUUGCAGAGAAAACUGCGAGAGAAUUGCAACCUGAGACUGGGCCAGAGAGACUUUAUUUGGGGAAGGAACAGGGUUGCUCCUGGCCUUAGCCUGUGUGGAUUCACCCCUAGGGUGGGGUGGGGAUGGGGGUGGGUGUUAACCCUUAUCGUUACAGAGGUGUCUUGGAUUGUAGCAGUGUCACAGGCAGAGCAAUGAGUCUGAAAGAGGCAAAAAGAAUGAUUGUAGAGCCAAGAGACUGAGAAUCCUGAGUUCCUUUCCACAUGCUCUCUCUGUCCUUUCCAUGGUCAUCAAAUGUCUUAGCCUGUUUGUCCAUCUCUAAAGGUGUGUGAUGAUUACCUACCUCACAGGGAUGUUUUUGUGUGCUGAUUACUACUCUUCAUACAUGUUAGAUUUUCCCAUACAUGUUCUUAGUGUUACUACCCUGGGUACAGCACUAGCACAGCAUUAGAUUUUUCCCUGUACCCAUGACUCUGCUUGUGAGCAGAUACCAAAUCCUAGAAAGACUGGUAGAUAAAAUGGGAGGCUAAGACCACUGCUGAGCUUUAAUCUGGAAAUGUGGCACUUGAACUGUAGAUGCCAAGGCUAGAGGCAGAGAUGCUCUCUAGUGUUGAUAGCAGAGAAACCCAGAGUCCAAAGGAUGCAAACAGAGUAUGUUUGGUUGUUUUGUUGGGGUUUAGGGGGUUUUUGGUUAAAUUGUUCUCAGUAUUAGCCUUUUAGGAGGGUUCUUGCAUUUUAGAUUUGAGAGGUAGUGAAAUGCCAGUAAGAAACUUGAUUGGCCAAAAUCACUUCAGUGGCAUAAUCUCUCUUAGGUUGGGAUUCUGAAAGGAAGGAAAACAAAUUCAAAUUAAACCACGUUCUUUUAAAUCCCAGAGUUCUGCUCUUUCCAUCUUAUUUUUCUAGGAACUUAAUGGCUGUGUGGAGACAUUUGCCUGUGAGUUAGGAUUUCUUGCCCAUCUUGCUUUGUGCAGCAUAGGCUGCUUUGUUCAGGGGCAUCUUGUUAAGAAACAGAGGAAGUAUCAGACACUUAUUGCAAACUAUGGCAUCUGAUGCCCUCAGUGUUACUUGGCUGAGUAUUUCACCUCCCCUGAUCACUGUUACUCGUGGACUGAUACUGUGUUAUGCAUUGUGUCCUGUGGAGAACAUCUCUUAGAUGUGUUGGCCAUCACUUUGCCCUUUGUCAGUGGGAUAUGUGAGCAAUACUAGUUACACAUAAAACAUUUCUUUGGCAGUGCAACUGUCAUCCUGCAUGCAGAUGCUUGUAUUAAAGGAACAUGUAAGUACUCCAGGUAACCAACCAUUAGCCUGCUUCUGACACUUGCAUUUCCCCCAUCCAGAAGUCCCUGGUUAACUCAGCUCUUAGUGCUCAGAAGUCCCUGGUUAACUCAGCUCUUAGUGCUCAGAAGUCCCUGGUUAACUCAGCUCUUAGUGCUCAGAAGUCCCUGGUUAAAUACACUAGAGUUAAGAAGUGAA
This is a messenger RNA of Dryobates pubescens (Downy woodpecker), 3983 nucleotides long. It is a transcript of the gene GLYR1, whose product is annotated as glyoxylate reductase 1 homolog. NCBI's taxonomy places the organism in Eukaryota, Metazoa, Chordata, Aves, Piciformes, Picidae. The record is from RefSeq and is a predicted model, not a curated record. The transcript is spliced from 16 exons. The coding region runs from base 51 to 1712 and encodes 553 amino acids. Gene Ontology annotation, molecular function: oxidoreductase activity, acting on the CH-OH group of donors, NAD or NADP as acceptor; NAD binding; NADP binding.